ACACCUUUCACAAAUAUACAUUCCUCUGCAGACUGAUUAAAGCGGCUGCAGCAGGGCUUAUAGGGGAGUGACGCCUCAGUAGAGUAGUGAGCUGCCAACUGUGGUCCACACAGGUCAGAGCACCGAGUGGCUUUCUUUGGCUCAUCCUGACCAGAGGUUACACACCUAUUCCAUCUGCCACUGCAUCAGUGGACACAGUCUAGCUUUCGAGGCUUGUUUUAAGUUGCCUGCGACUUUUACUUGGACACAGGCAGCUAAAGCAAGUCUGGGACGCCAGAGACACUCCUACAGUCCCGGCCCCUGAGGAACGAAUGAACAAUCCUGCUUUUUUUUUUUUUUAAGUCCAGGAGGAAGAGGACCGUACGUGAAUCCUGCACAGAUCAUUCACGCAAGAAAAACCUUGAAAUCAUAUGUUACGGUUCCUUUACAGAGCCUUUAUUCUGAUGCAGUCUGUUUCUACACAUGUACUCAUUCAAGUAUGUUCCUUUUUUUUUUUUUACCUGACAGUGUUGUUUGCAUUGUGCGUGUCUGAGCUCAGUCAGGUGACACAUUAUGGAGCAAACACUGAAAUAGAUGAGGAAAGAUUAUCAGAGCUGCCUUUAGCUGAGUCAACACAGAGGGGCUGGGUUUGCAAAGGAUGACUUGCAUUUCCAAAUGACUUUCUGUUAAAUGUGUUUGUAAUCUAAUGACAAGGUAAUACAUUUUUUUUUUUAUUGUUUGUGAGUUUUUAAGGUACAAUUAAAACAUAUUUUGACAGAUUUUCUCUGGUGACACUUGAAACGAUGACAGCUAAACCUUUUUGUUAAACCACACAAGAUCCCAGCAGAGAUACGCUGUCAGAGCAUACGCAUGUUUUUCCUUUCAGCAAUCAUCUUUUUGCCUUUUCGCCUUGAUUAGAUCACUUUCAGUGGAGAUGUGGAGGAGAAAGAUGCCACACAGGUAAAAAAAACCCAAAAUGUCAGGUAUCGAACCGAGGAAGAAAUGUCUCUAUCUUCUUAAUUUCCAAUGUAUUUUAAAGAGGAAAACCUAGAUGUCAUAUGAACGUUUCGUAGGCUGCAUCGCUGUCAAUAGAUUCAUCGUAGAUUUUAUGAAGUGCUAUGAAAAUACAAUUAUAAUAAUGGCUAAUUUAUAAAUUCCUCUUAGAAUCUUAGCUAGCAUCAGAGAAGAAUGAAGCCACAGUGCUGACGCUAGCUAUCACAGCACAGUAACAAUUCAACCAACAACAGUGCUAACAGACUCGUUCAACAAAGGUUAAUGGUUUUAUUAGCCUGUGUCGUGUUUGUCAGAGAGUUACUUGUUUAUGACACUGUUUACCUGUUGCCUACAUAAAUACUCUCUGCUAAACCUUGUUGAUUGUUUCGAUAGGCAGACAUGUUGUGAAGCGCGUAGGUGUGUUUUGACUGUUGUAGCAGUUUUAUUUUAUUCCAGACAUUAUUGUAAAAGAUGAUAAAUAGAUAAGAAUAAGCAUCAUCAUCAUUCAUCCAUCGUGGAAGUGAAAUUUAAAGGGGCACUACGUAGCUCUGGAGAACAAAUUCAAACUCAGGAUUUUAAUAUGUGAGGUAAUGAUACAAACUCACAGCUAUUUGUUUUUUUGUUGUUGUCGCAACUGAAUUUACGAGCUGAAAAUAAGGCACCCAGAACACCGUUUGAAGCUAGGAAGGUGGCAGGGUCCGCCACAUAUUAAACAAAGUAAAAACAUUGUGUUGUCCUUUAAGGCAAAGCUGUAACAAUAGAGUCAACACUGAGAGGGGACCAAACCUGCCCAUAUGUUACCAUAAUGUAUAACAGUAUUACAUCGCUCUACUUUCUUCUUUCAGAAUUAACAACUGGUAAUAUAACAUAUUUCUUUUACAUUUAGUUAUAUUUAUGAUGCAUGUCUUUUUUGUCAUUUGCUAAUAAUCAUUUCCAACAGUGGUAUGUGGUUUCCUGUCAUAUUGCAAUUUCUUUUAUAUUUUUUAUACAAGUUAGGUUAUAUGUUGAAGGGGGAUGUGUCCCACCUAAAUAUAAAUAUGGCAACUGUGGCCUUGCUUUAAGGCCAGUUUGUUUAUUCAGUUUUUUUGUUUGUUUCAGCAUAAAAAUAUCUAUUAUUGACAAUCCAGUUGCACAUCUUCGUAAAAAGCUAACAAACUAAAGACCACAUACACUCACUGAGCGAGGGUUAUGAAAAUAAAGUGCAUAUUUCUUUAUAAAAAUGUCAUCAAAGCACAUGUUACUACAACACCUUUCUUAAAAUGUUGCAUUUUUCACUGGAAAUAAAAGGAAUGGCAGCCAUGUUUUUGGUUUUAGCAGCCAGAAAGCUGACGGUCACGUGACGUGGACGCAGACAAAUUUGUAGACAUCUCACAAUUUAAGAGACGUUAUUGUGAAAUUACUACAUUUCUGCCCUUUGGACCAACGUAGCUAUUAAACAUCACUGAAUAUCUUUCUCAUCUGAUUAAAACAUCUUCUCUCAAACUACAUAAUGCACCUUUAAAUAUUUCUAAUGGCAGGAAAUUUAAAUCUAGAUAUUCUCUCCGUGGUACCCCCCUCAUGUGGAUGUUGUCUCCAUGGUUACGGCCCUGAAUGAUCCAAAUCCUGGAUUGUUUGCAUUAAAUCACUGGUUGAGAUUGUAUGUUGACCUUAUAUGUGACAUAAAUCCAUUUUAACUCACUGUUUUCCUCACGUUGUGUGUCUUCAAGGACAUUGUGCACGUUUUCAUGUUGUUCUGUUGAUCUUCUGAAUGUCUGAAUGGGGAAAAAGAUGAUGGAUAGCCAAUGUCAGGCCUGCCACAAUCAUUGAAUCCACCACCCAGGAUGUGACUUCUGUCUUAUGAUUACAACCCAUGUGGUGUCUGGACUGAAGACAGAUGUGUUCAUCUUUGUUGCUACAGUGCCAAACCUGAACCGGUCAGGUCCAUAAACCCCCCACACAGAGCUCCACAUGGUCCACUGCCUCUGGAAAAAACAAGAGAACUUUAAAAAAAAAAAAAAAAAAAAAGAUACAUGAGAGGACAUGAUAACGUCAGUGAGCGUCAGAAGCCAUGGUUUUAAAGUUACAGCCUCAUUACCGUCAGAUUGAGGCUAUAUAACGCUAAACCCACUAACAGAAGGUUGGAGCAGGAGGAGGUGGAGGUGGAUGAAAUGUUCUUGUUUUCUCGUGCGCACUGGAGCGCGCGCUUCAAGGUAAAUAUUCCCCCACCACCGCCACCCCAACAUGAAAUAGGUCUUUGUUGUUUGCCCAGAGGUAAAGAGGCGGAAAAGUGAGGAGGAUCUGAACUGGUUUCCAUGUCAAACACUUCAAUUCACCAUAGAAACUCAGAUCUUAACGCGGAAACUUUAUUAAACUGUGAUGGCGGAUUGAUAAGGGCCGAAUUUCUAUCGGCCUCUUUUUAUUGUGGGCACCAGGCGGGCUGACAGAGGUAAAUUGCUCUUUUAAUUAAAGCAAUGCACCAGGGGAAAUUGCUGUCUGAAUAUUGUCUCGGAGAUGGGGGCCACUGACAGUUGCCUGGAAACUUCAAUCUGUCCACCCGCAUUUAUUCCAGAUCACAGUUAUGAGAUAAAGUUUAAUAAAAAUCUUUUCCCCUCCGCCACCAACGAAAUGAAAUCCAACCCUUUUCUGAACAACUGAGCACAAUGAGACAGGACUGCGGAGGAAACCUCAUGUUCAACAUGUAUCUCUCAGAUCCAACAGAGAAUCUGUUGAAGGAAGGCAAAGGAACAACCUGGGGUCCAAUAAACACAGGAGUGCAGAAAGGCAGCGGGCAGAUCCAGCUGUGGCAGUUCCUGCUGGAGCUCCUCUCCGACAGCACCAACAUGUCGUGCAUCGCCUGGGAGGGAACCAACGGCGAGUUCAAGCUCAUCGACCCGGACGAGGUGGCUCGGCGCUGGGGGGAGCGCAAAAGCAAACCCAACAUGAACUACGACAAGCUGAGCAGGGCGCUGCGCUACUACUACGACAAGAACAUCAUGACCAAAGUCCACGGCAAGCGCUACGCCUACAAGUUCGACUUCCACGGCCUGGCGCAGGUGUGCCAGCCGUCCACCACGGAGCAGGCCAUCUAUAAGUUUCAGGGGAACUUCUCACCGCUUCCCUUCUCCGGGAUUUCCAAACUGAACCUCGUGGGUCCCGGCGUGGGGCCGUCGGGCUUCUCCUACUGGCCCGGGUCCCCUCCGGCGGCCCUGUACCACAGCCACAACCUGCAGCCUCCAGGGCCGUUUGGCACCGUGUCUCCGUCCCACAUCAGCUGUGUCAACAACAUCAACAGUCUGAGUAACAUCAACAGCCAUUACAACUGACUCUUAAUGCACAUUUUAGACACUCUGGAGGGAUGUAGACACUCGCAGAGCGAGGAGAAAUUAUAAAGAGCACCGAACGGUCGGUUUUGAUAACUUGGAGGGGAAAUUACUGGAUUAAUUCGGUUUUAAAACAUGUUUUCAGACACACACAAACAUCGUUUCAACUAUGAAGAUGUAGUCAUAUAGACGACGGCUGUGCGUAAGAAAGACUUCUAGAAACAUUAAACAAAAGAGAUUUAACGUUCAAGUAAAGGAAGCAAACAAGUAAAAUCCAUCAGGAGACGCGUUUCAAAUUUUACGCAUCAUGAUUUCAACCUUUACGCACAAUAAUUUCAACAUUUGCGCACUAAUGUUUGAAUCUUUACGCGCGGUAUUCUGAUAAUUAUGAGUCAAGAUUUAAACCCAUAAUGACUCAAAAUAUGGAAUUCCCUCUUUUCAGCCAAAAUCUGUGAAUUUUUUUUUAUUUUUUUCCGAGUGAGAGCCCAAUUUUCGAAAUGAACAACGUAUAAAACAUCAUUCUAAAAAAGAUAAAGAAAUACAGACUCUUUAUA
Messenger RNA from Acanthopagrus latus (yellowfin seabream), 4825 nucleotides. It is a transcript of the gene fev, whose product is annotated as FEV transcription factor, ETS family member. NCBI's taxonomy places the organism in Eukaryota, Metazoa, Chordata, Actinopteri, Spariformes, Sparidae. Gene Ontology annotation, molecular function: DNA-binding transcription factor activity, RNA polymerase II-specific; sequence-specific DNA binding. The coding region runs from base 3612 to 4274 and encodes 220 amino acids. Gene Ontology annotation, biological process: regulation of transcription by RNA polymerase II; cell differentiation. The transcript is spliced from 4 exons. Gene Ontology annotation, cellular component: nucleus. The record is from RefSeq and is a predicted model, not a curated record.